This is a messenger RNA of Telopea speciosissima, 506 nucleotides long. Its product is annotated as EPIDERMAL PATTERNING FACTOR-like protein 2. Gene Ontology annotation, biological process: stomatal complex development; guard cell differentiation. The record is from RefSeq and is a predicted model, not a curated record. The transcript is spliced from 3 exons. Lineage: Eukaryota; Viridiplantae; Streptophyta; Magnoliopsida; Proteales; Proteaceae. The coding region runs from base 55 to 456 and encodes 133 amino acids.
UCCCUCACUUUCUUCUUUCAUUCAUUGACUCAUCUCAGUCAGACACACUCUCAAAUGGGUUCUAGUCAAGACUACUGCAAUUGUAGCCAUACUUCUCUCCAUCUUAUCGUUUCUCUCUUCUUUCUCCUGCUUUGGAGCUCGACCCAAGCGAGAUUAAAGGCAGAAGGUAGAGCUAAUGUUAAACUAGUUGAGGUCAACCAAGCCCAGAUGGGCAGCCAAGAGAACGCAGCAGUGAGAAGUCUUAUUGGUUCGAGGCCCCCGACAUGUGAGGGGAAGUGUAGCUCUUGUGGGCACUGUGAGGCAAUUCAAGUUCCUGCAAUCCCAAAACAGAGGAACGGAAACAGUACACAUUCCUCCAAGGUGUCGACCAUUGCCUACUCCAGAAGCGAAGAUAACUCAAAUUACAAGCCCAUGAGCUGGAAAUGCAAAUGUGGGGAUAUGAUCUUCAAUCCGUGAUUGAAGAACCUAUUUUGAAUUGUGGAUAUGAAUUAUGAAAUAUAUUUCAU